AUGUACGGCAUAAUAAUCGAGAAUGUGGCGGAAUACGUUCGGCACACGUACAGCGAGGAGACGUGGGAGGAGGUGCUCAAAGUGGCCGGCAUGACUUACAUGUACUUUAACGUCAACCAAGUGUACCCGGAGCGUAUGAUGCCGAAGCUGACGAACGCGGCCAUGCAAGUGCUCGGCGUGACGGAAUCCGAACUCUUUGAAAGAUUGGGCCAUCACUUUCACAGCUUCAUCACGCAGCACGGCUACGACUCGAUACUCAACGUGCUCGGCCGCCACGUGCGCGAUUUUCUCAAUGGCUUGGACAAUUUUCACGAGUACUUGAAAUUUUCCUAUCCGCGCAUGAUAGCCCCGUCGUUUUCUUGUGAAAAAGAGACUCGCGAAGGGCUCAUACUGCACUACAGAAGCAAACGAAAAGGCUUAAAGUACUACGCGUUGGGAGUGAUAAAGAAGGUCGUCACGGGCAUUUACGAAAAAGACAUAGAGAUCGAGAUUUUGCGAGACGAAAUGGAGUCGAAUAGCGUGCACGUGACGUUUCAGUUGAAAUUCGACAACAGCGUUUUCGAGGACAAUCUACCGACUAUAAAUCUAGAUCAGCAACAUCUGAGCAUCAGGUGUAAUCUGUUGAAACAUAUUUUUCCCUUCGGUAUCGUUUUCCGACCAGACAUGACGAUUAUCGAUAUCGGCAAUUCGCUCGAUCUCGUUCUGCCGAAUUUGGUUGGGCACAAAAUCAACCACUGCUUCGAUCUCAUCAAGCCAGCCGAAGCAUUCCAGUUCCCGACCAUAAUGGCUAGAAUGAACAACUCGUUCGAGCUGCUGUCCGUCGAGCCCGUGCUAGCCCAGAGGAACGACGAACCGGAGGGCUCCGUCGAUGACUUUGAUCUCGAGGACGAGGAAAAAAAACGACUCAAGUUAAAAGGCCAGAUGAUAUACAUCGAAGAGUGGAAAAUGAUCAUGUAUCUCGGAACACCCAAGAUCCCCGACUUGGCCGUUUUGAUGUCGAUCAAUCUGUACGUGAACGAUCUUUCGUUGCACGACUUUAGUCGCGAUUUGGUGAUGGCCGGUACGCAGCAAUCGGUCGACUUGAAGAUGCUCCUCGAGCAGAUCGAGCACAAGGGCAAAAAGAAGGAGGAGGCGAACAAGGAACUGUCGCGGGAGAUGCAGCGCACCGAGGAGCUCCUGUAUCGCAUGAUACCCCAAAACGUGUCGGACCGGCUGAGGCGAGGCGAGCAGCCGAUCGACACUUGCGAGAUCUUCGACAGCGUGUCGAUUUUGUUCUCGGACAUAGUGAAUUUCACGGCCAUCAGCAGCCGGCUGAGCGCCAUGGAGGUCGUCAAGAUGCUCAACUCGAUGUGGCUUGAGUUCGACAAGCUCACGGAGAAGCACGAGACUUACAAGGUCGAGACGAUAGGGGACGCCUACAUGGUGGUGGCGGGGGCGCCGGUGCGCAGCGAGGACCACGCCGAUCGCAUCUGCAACAUGGCCCUGGACAUGCUCGUGGCCAUCGGCAACGUGUACGAUCCGUCGAGCGGCGAGCACCUCAAGAUCCGCAUCGGCAUCAACAGCGGGGCCGUAGUGGCGGGCAUCGUCGGCCUCAAGAUGCCCAGGUACGGCCUCUUCGGCAAGCCCGUCAACGUCGCCUCGCGCAUGGAGGCCACCAGCGAGCCCAUGCAGAUCCACAUCUCGCAGUCGACGCGCCAGCUGCUGUCGCCCGUCCACCAGGUCGUGCAGCGUCCCGAGCUCCUCAAGAUCGACGAUAUGGAAAUGCAGACGUACUUCCUGGUGCAAAGUCGCGCGCCGAGGCACCGCAUCAAGAUAGAAAUAUCGACGCCGGCUCCGAGUCCAGGAGGCAGCAGCAGCAGCAAGAGCCUCUCCAAGCUCUCCAGCCCGAUUAACUCGAGGCCUGCCAGUCCGAGCGUCUAUUAUCAAGACGUGCGUCGCUUGUACUCGCCCGUCACCGUUGCCGAAGUCAUAUCUCGAAGAUCGUCCUACAUCUCGCUCGACAGUUUCGACGACUGA
Trichogramma pretiosum is the source of this 2016-nucleotide messenger RNA. RefSeq names its product soluble guanylate cyclase 88E-like. Gene Ontology annotation, cellular component: guanylate cyclase complex, soluble. Gene Ontology annotation, molecular function: guanylate cyclase activity; heme binding; oxygen sensor activity. The coding region runs from base 1 to 2016 and encodes 671 amino acids. Gene Ontology annotation, biological process: response to oxygen levels; nitric oxide-cGMP-mediated signaling; cGMP biosynthetic process. The record is from RefSeq and is a predicted model, not a curated record. NCBI's taxonomy places the organism in Eukaryota, Metazoa, Arthropoda, Insecta, Hymenoptera, Trichogrammatidae. The transcript is spliced from 10 exons.